Gigantopelta aegis is the source of this 1063-nucleotide messenger RNA. RefSeq lists its product as uncharacterized. The transcript has 3 exons. Lineage: Eukaryota; Metazoa; Mollusca; Gastropoda; Neomphalida; Peltospiridae. The coding region runs from base 32 to 946 and encodes 304 amino acids. The record is from RefSeq and is a predicted model, not a curated record.
GUUCUACUCAGCCUACUGUAAGAAACACAUCAUGGUGGUGGGACACGGCCCGAACUGUACCCAUCCGAUGGUUCGACCACGGAAAAACAUUCCACUGCCAACCCAGUUCGACCUGAAUCUCUUUAAAAGCAUCAUCCACGGAAUCGACGACCGCCUGGAUCUGUCCAUGUCCAGAGGAAUCCCCGUGGAGACCGCCAAAAUGAUUUUCUCCAAGCAGGACCACAGACACAGGGUGUACGUCAGAAACAAAGACUGCUGGGCGUACGGCCUGGAUCUGACCUCUAUUUCUCCUUGGAACAGUUAUUAUGGAAACAAGAUGGCUGGGAUUCUUGUUUCACCUCGUCACAUAUUGUUUGCCAGACACUACAGAGUAGGCGUGAACACAAUAAUCAGAUUUGUCGACGUCAACAAUUUCGUCACAGAGCGUCGCGUGAUCGCCAUGCACCUGGUGAACAGAACGGAACACGAUACCGUCUUCGGCAAAGACAUCGCUGUGGGUUUGUUGGACAAAGAUGUUCCAUCGACCAUCAGCUUCGCCCGAGUGAUGCCGAGAGAGAUCGUGCAUUUCCAUCCACCAUCCAACAUCCGACUCCCGGUUAUGAGCACCGACCAAGAAGAGAAGGCGCUGGUGGAAGAUUUCGAUUAUUAUGUAGGCUCAGAGAUCUAUCUGAAGAAGCCGUUGGUGAACAGUACUCGUCACAAGUUCUUCGAGCUAUUCAUAUCGGGGGACAGCGGAGACCCGAACUUCUUUGUUAUCAACCAGGAGCUGGUUCUUAUCUUUGUGUUCACUACAGGUGGCCCUGGCGGCGGUACUAGCAUCGUGCACUGGUACGACCGGAUCAACAGCAUCAUGGAGCAGCAAGGUGGCGGAUACCAGCUGACUGAAGCCAGUUUACACGGAUUCCUCGACCACCAGCACCACAGUCUGCCUCAUCUCGUGGGAUAACUAACCACGGGGUGUGGGGGAAUAAAGUGGUCAUAUAGUCACGAAUUUCAGCCGCAGAGUGGCUGCAAAUUAAAACACUUGAAAACUGUUUUCGUUAAUAAAAGCAUUUAAAAUAUA